Helicoverpa zea (corn earworm) is the source of this 1552-nucleotide messenger RNA. RefSeq lists its product as uncharacterized. Gene Ontology annotation, molecular function: nucleic acid binding; RNA-DNA hybrid ribonuclease activity. The coding region runs from base 1 to 1455 and encodes 484 amino acids. NCBI's taxonomy places the organism in Eukaryota, Metazoa, Arthropoda, Insecta, Lepidoptera, Noctuidae. The transcript has 2 exons. The record is from RefSeq and is a predicted model, not a curated record.
AUGAGUGUGCAUAGUGGCGGUGAAGAACCGCCGCCGGAACCCGGAGAAAAGCGAAGAAGAAUACACACUGCAGGCGGGAAUGCCGAUUCGCAUAAGUAUAAAAUGUUUACGAAGCCUAACUAUAAGCGUUUAUUCAUAGAAAACAAUAACACCGAGUUCACAGUCUACGUACAAUCCACAGAAGAUGAAAAGUUAGGGAACAAGAACCCCAUAACACUCACCAACCUGAUCACAGAUCAGGUGAAAGAUGUUAUAGGGGUUCAUAGAAUUAAUGCGCAUAAAAUAGGGAUUACAUUUCGAAAAGCUGCAGCAGCAAAUAAUUUCCUGAAAAUGGAGGACUUUUUAUGGAUACAUAAGAUGAAAGCAUUUAUCCCAUCAAACCUCACUGAAAGAGUUGGUGUGUUGAGGUAUGUACCGAAGGACUUAUCCAACGAAGAGAUUUACAAAAGUAUGGUGUGCGACGCCGAAGUCGUAUCUAUCAAAAGAUUUAUGAGGAAAGUAGAAGGUAAACUCGUGCCUCUAAACACUAUUUCAGUAACUUUCGCCUCUACAACUCUACCACAUAAACCAGAUAAUUAUAUUAUAUACACAGAUGGCUCUAAAACAGAUCAUAAUGUAAGGGCAGCAUUUUAUGAUCCACAACUGGACUUUACUAAAUGUAUAAAAUUAAAUGCAGCAUGUAGCGUUUUCACUGCAGAAAGCUAUGCUAUUUAUUGUGCAUUACAACAUGCAAUUUCUGUAAAUAAUGUACAUACAAUUCUCAUAGUUUCGGAUUCUAAGAGUGUACUAUCUGCUUUAAACAAUGUAAAUAUGUCUUUUAAGCUUAAUUAUAUAUUAUAUGAAAUUAGAGUUAAGACCAAACAGUUACUGGAUAAGUUUAUUAAUGUAGAGUUCGUAUGGGUGCCUUCGCACAGUGGCAUACCCGGAAAUGAAAUUGCUGACGCUGCAACACAUUGGGAACAUUAUGAUGACCAGACAGAGCUUGUGAAGGUUCCAUUUUCAGAUUACCACAGCCACAUCAAAGAGAUCAACCGUAAAUUGUGGAAUGACUACUGGACACUAACCCUAGAAAAUAGAGGCAAGUGGUAUGCAGAUAUCCAAAAAGAAUUACGAAGAAAACCAUGGUUUAAUAAUUGUGAUUAUAAUAAUAGAAGAUUUAUAACAACUAUAACUCGCAUGCGAUUAGGACACUGCUUAACGCCAGCUCACUUGAACAGAAUAAAUGUAUAUAACGAUAGCCGAUGUAAAUACUGUGAUGCUGAAGUUGCUGAUCUGGAUCAUAUUGUUCUGAAAUGUGCAAAUUUUAAUAUCCAACGUUUAAUUUUAGUAAGCGAAAUAUGUGAAUGUGAAGAAAUUCAACAAAGUGUUCCCCGCCAAGUUCAGGAACUACUUGCCAACAAGAAGUUUUAUAAGACAUUGUAUAAAUAUAUAUAUAACACAGUAGAAAAAAUAUAAAAAGGUGUUAAGUUAAGAGUAUUGUAUUGCAAAUAAGUAGGUUUAAGAUUAUUUUUUCUUUGUAAUUUAGAAAUAUUUUAAAAAUUAUCCAUGUUUU